Molecule: messenger RNA, 1995 nt
Organism: Budorcas taxicolor (takin)
Lineage: Eukaryota; Metazoa; Chordata; Mammalia; Artiodactyla; Bovidae
Gene: ZNF710
Product: zinc finger protein 710
Exons: 4
Coding region: 1-1995 (664 amino acids)
Source: RefSeq, a predicted model, not a curated record
AUGGAGGGCUUCAUGGACUCAGGGACACAGACUGAUGCUGUGGUGGUGCUGUCUUUGGCUCAGGCCGCCGUGCUGGGCCUGGUCUCGGAAAAUGAGCUCUUUGGAGCUACCAUAAGCGCCGAAGCCUUCUACCCGGACCUGGGGCCGGAGCUGUCUGGGGCAGCCAUAGGGGAGCCCCGGCCCCCAGGCCCCGACGUCUACCAGCUGGCCUGCAACGGGCGGGCCCUGGAGGAGCCGGCCGAGGAGGAGGUGCUGGAGGUGGAGGCGGCCUUCGAGAAGCACACCCGGCGGAAGACGAGGCCACCUGUGCGCCUGGUGCCCAAGGUCAAGUUUGAGAAGGUGGAGGAGGAGGAGGAGGUCUAUGAGGUGUCGGUGCCCGGCGGUGAUGACAAGGAUGCUGGCCCAGCAGAGGCCCCGGCCGAGGCAGCUAGCGGCGGCUGCGAGGCCCUGGUGCAGAGCAGCGCGGUCAAGAUGAUCGACCUCAGCGUCUUCAGCCGCAAGCCCCGGACGCUGCGACACCUGCCCCGCACCCCGCGGCCGGAGCUGGACGUAGCCCCUUUCGACCCCCACUUCCCCGACCCGGCCCGGGAUGCCUUCGCCGAGCCCAGCAUGGCGCUGCCCAGGCCGGAGGCCCUGUCUGUGGAGUGCAGUUUCGAGCCGCCGCACCUGCCCCCGCUGAGCGACCCCGAGCCCCCUACCAUGGAGUCCCCGGAGCCCGUGAAGCCAGAGCAGGGCUUCGUGUGGCAGGAGGUGGGCGAGUUUGAAGCGGACACAGCCGGCUCGACGGUGGAGCGCCACAAGAAGGCCCAGCUGGACCGGCUGGACAUCAACGUGCAGAUCGACGACUCGUACCUGGUGGAGGCCGGCGACCGGCAGAAGCGCUGGCAGUGUCGCAUGUGCGAGAAAUCCUACACGUCCAAGUACAACCUGGUGACGCACAUCCUGGGCCACAACGGCAUCAAGCCGCACUCCUGCCCGCACUGCAGCAAGCUCUUCAAGCAGCCCAGCCACCUGCAGACGCACCUGCUGACGCACCAGGGCACCCGGCCACACAAGUGCCAGGUGUGCCAGAAGGCCUUCACGCAGACCAGCCACCUCAAGCGCCACAUGCUGCUGCACUCGGAGGUCAAGCCCUACAGCUGCCACUUCUGCGGCCGCGGCUUCGCCUACCCCAGCGAGCUCAAGGCCCACGAGGUGAAGCACGAGAGCGGCCGCUGCCACGUGUGCGUCGAGUGCGGCCUGGACUUCUCCACGCUGACGCAGCUCAAGCGCCACCUGGCCUCCCACCAGGGCCCCACCCUCUACCAGUGCCUGGAGUGCGACAAGUCCUUCCACUACCGCAGCCAGCUGCAGAAUCACAUGCUCAAGCACCAGAACGUGCGGCCCUUCGUGUGCACUGAGUGCGGCAUGGAAUUCAGCCAGAUCCACCACCUCAAGCAGCAUUCACUCACCCACAAGGGCGUGAAGGAGUUCAAGUGCGAGGUGUGCGGCCGGGAGUUCACCCUGCAGGCCAACAUGAAGCGGCACAUGCUGAUCCACACCAGCGUCCGGCCCUACCAGUGCCACAUCUGCUUCAAGACCUUCGUGCAGAAGCAGACCCUCAAGACCCACAUGAUUGUCCACUCGCCCGUGAAGCCGUUCAAAUGCAAGGUGUGCGGGAAGUCCUUCAACCGCAUGUACAACCUGCUGGGCCACAUGCACCUUCACGCAGGGAGCAAACCCUUCAAGUGCCCCUACUGCUCCAGCAAGUUCAACCUCAAGGGCAACCUGAGCCGGCACAUGAAGGUCAAGCACGGCGUCAUGGACAUCGGCCUGGACAGCCAAGACCCCAUGAUGGAGCUAACGGGCACGGACCCCUCUGAGCUCGACAGCCAGCAGGAAAUGGAGGACUUCGAGGAGAACGCCUACGCCUACGCCGGUGUGGAUGGCAGCGCCGAGGCCAGCGUCCUCACCGAGCAGGCCAUGAAAGAGAUGGCCUACUACAACGUGCUAUAG